CUCCAGAAGAGGAGAGUUCAGAUACAGUGAUGCCACCACUCUGUGCUGUUUUUGUGCUUUUCAGCAAAGUCUAUGGUCUGCUUGGGAAUAUAAUUCAGCCUGACACGCUGGUGCGAGCUCAGAUCGGAGACACUGUGACUCUCCCAUGCAUCUACUCUGUAAACGUUUUUGAUAUCAGUUGGUAUAAGCAGCCUCUUGGACAGAAGAUUCAGCACAUUGCAGUGCAAGAUGUAAAUAAAAAUGAUACUCAAUUUUUCAAUGAGUUUAACAACAGUAAACGCUUCAGUGCUAAAGGAACAAAGGGGAUCUUUAACCUGACUGUGUCACAAGUAGAGCCAUCAGAUUCAGCCACAUACCACUGCGCUACGACGCCCUUCAGAGAGACCAUCUUUGGAGAUGGAACGACUCUAAUGGUGAUGGGUUCAGAGUCACACAACAGGACAGUAGAACUGCAGCAGCCCGAGUCUGAGUCAGUGCAGCCAGGAGUCUCUGUGACUCUGCAGUGUACAGUACACACUGAGACCUGUGCAGGAGAACACAGUGUGUACUGGUUCAGACAGGGCUCAGGAGAGUCCCCUCCAGGAAUCAUUUCCACCCAUGGAACCAGGAGUGAUGAGUGCCAGAGGAGCUCUGGGGCUGUGUCUCCCACCCAGAGCUGUGUCUACAACUUCCCCAAGAGGAACCUCAGCCCCUCUGAUGCUGGGACUUACUACUGUGCUGUGGCCACCUGUGGGGAGAUCCUGUUUGGGAACGGGACCAAGCUGGAUGUUAAGGGAAAUGAAGCCCUUCCUCUAUAUUGCUUGGUGGGAGCUUUGAUGUUGAGCGUGAUCCUAAAUAUUGUCUUCAUUCUGAAAUUGAGAAAAAGCUGUGAGAAUUGCAAAGGAGCUGCAUCAGACAACCAGGAGAGCGGAGAAGACUUAGCGAACAAACAGAGUCAAGAGGCAGAAAUGCAUUACGCUGCUUUGAACAAGAGGGAAGUGGAGAAGGAAUAUGAGGUUAUGAGAUUUAGAGACCGCAAGUGAAGCUUUCCAUAGAAAUGUAUCUUUGUCACAAGAAUGAUCGAAAUGUUCCCUCACUAGAGUUGGUGAUCAUUAUGCCAUGUGUCUGUAAAUGAUGUCACAUUUACUGGAUUUGCCAAGAGCUGUGCUUGUUCUUAUAUUUUUCCUGUUUUUCAAAAACACAAAGUAAAACUUGUACAGUAUACUCCCUGACAGUGUCUGAUAAAUGGUCCUCAAUGUGUUGAGUCGGUCUGGGGCAGUGGUGUAGUACAUUGGUUAGGGAACAGGACAUGUUACCUGGUUCUUAGGUGAAGCACUGUCCUCAUACCUGUUCCACUGAGCAAGGUUGGUAACUCAACUGUAUAAAACUCAACUGUGUGCACAGGUUGAAUUAUGUAAGUGUCUGUUAAAUGAUAUCACGCAGAGAUGGGCGAGCGAAACAAUAAGACUUCAAAACAAGGGCAGACUGUUAAUGUGUCAGCAGUGAUGCACUGAUUAGACGUACUCAUAAUGUUUUGCAAUGUACAGUUUUUGUGAUUCAGGGGCAGUCAGUGAUAAAAGUAAAUAGUAGAUCCAUUAAUUUCGGGGUUCAUAGACAUUGUUUCAGCUGGGGAAUGUGGGGUUAGUUCCACAACUGUUUAUGAAAGGUCAAAUGCUGUCCCAACCACUUUCCAUUCAAUAAAAUAUUCAUCACACACA
This is a messenger RNA of Anguilla anguilla (European eel), 1697 nucleotides long. Its product is annotated as immunoglobulin kappa light chain-like. The transcript has 6 exons. Lineage: Eukaryota; Metazoa; Chordata; Actinopteri; Anguilliformes; Anguillidae. The coding region runs from base 30 to 1022 and encodes 330 amino acids. The record is from RefSeq and is a predicted model, not a curated record. Gene Ontology annotation, biological process: response to bacterium.